AUAUGUGUAUUUUUAUUUUUGUUCUCUUUCUCUUCCCAAAUGUCUUCAACAGGUCCCUUUUCUUGCAUGUUACAGAGACAAUUUAAUCUGAAUGGAAUGCACAAGUUUGGUGAUGUUAUUCUGGGAGGGUUAUUUGGAAUCAACUUUUACACAACAUUUUCUGAACUAUCCUUUACUUCAGAACCAAAGGACCCCAUCUGCAAUGGCUUUGAUGUUCUAGGGUUCAGACAGGCCCAGACCAUGGCCUUUGCUGUUGAUGAAAUUAACAGAAACUCCAAACUGCUACCUAAUAUAUUAUUGGGAUACAGUCUAUAUGAUAGCUGUGUCAAACUAGGAAUCUCAUUCCGUGCAGCUCUGUCUAUGACCAGUGGCAGAGGAGAGCCCUUGCAAUUAAAUGAGAGCUGUUUCGGGAAGCCUCCUUUGCUAGGAAUUGUGGGAGAUUCCUCCUCGACACGUACUAUUGCCAUUUCUAGCAUCGUAAGCUUGUACAAUCUACCUUUGGUGAGUUAUUUUGCCACAUGUUCCUGUUUGAGUGACAGGAAGCGUUUCCCAUCAUUCUUUAGAACUAUUCCAAGUGAUGCAUUUCAGGUGCGAGCUAUGCUCCAGAUUCUGAGGCGGUUUGGCUGGACCUGGGUUGGAAUGUUGAUCAGUGAUGAUGACUAUGGCCUCCACGCUGCCCGAUACUUACAGUCAGACAUGGCACAGUCUGGCAGAGGCUGUCUGGCUUAUCUGGAGACUCUGCCAAGGAAGAAUUACCGAACUGAAUACGAAAGGAUAGUUGGCAUUAUGCGGAAAUCUACCAGCCGUGUGGUUAUAGUCUUUGCACAUGAGACCCACAUGCUUAAUCUUAUGCAAGAGGUGGUAAAGCAGAAUGUUACAGGCCUGCAGUGGAUCGCCAGCGAAGCAUGGACUGCUGCCACUGUGUUACAGACCCCAAGCUAUAUGCCCUUUCUUGCAGGAGCUCUUGGCAUUGCCAUCCGCCGGGGGGAGAUACCAGGACUAAGGGAUUUCCUACUGAGAAUACACCCUGACAAUGAAACACUCAACAGCCAGGACAACAAUUUAGUGAAGCAGUUUUGGGAGAAUAUAUUUCAUUGUAGGUUUGUAUCUGCUGGAAUGGAGGUGGAAAACCCGACACAGGCAAGACAAUGUACAGGGAAUGAGGAUCUAAGGAAUAUAAAAGAUGAAUUCUUUGAUAUGUCUAACCUCAGGCCAGAGUAUAAUGUGUACAAGGCAGUAUAUGCCCUUGCACAUGCCCUACAGGACAUGCUGCAAUGUGUCCCAGGGAAUGGUCCAUUCAAAGAUCAAAGCUGUGCCAGUUUACAAAGUCUAGAAGCAUGGCAGCUUGUACAUUACUUGCAAAUGGUGAAUUUCACCACACAAUUUGGUGAUCAUGUGUCAUUUAAUGAAAAUGGGGAUGCUUUACCAAUCUAUGAUGUGAUGAACUGGAUGUGGCUUCCAGAGAGAGUCACACAGGUUCAAAAUGUAGGAGAAAUCAAAGAAUUGGCAUCGAAAGUCGAUGAUCUCAUCCUUCAUGAAGACAAAAUCUUUUGGAAUUUUGAAUCUAAAAAGCCACCCAAAUCGGUUUGUAGUGACAGCUGUCCCCCUGGCACCCGCAUGGCCAGAAAGAAGGGUGAACCCGUCUGCUGCUUCGACUGCAUCCCUUGUUCAGCAGGAAAAAUUAGUAAUGAGACAGAUUCAACAGAAUGUACCAACUGUCCGGAGGAUUUUUGGUCCAACUCACAACGUGAUCACUGUGUUCCCAAAAGAAUGGAAUUUCUUUCCUACUUGGAACCACUGGGCAUCUCCUUGACCACUGCUUCAUUAUCCGGUGCACUUUUAUGCACUAUUGUUAUUGGAGUCUUCACCUAUCAUCGUACCACCCCAGUGGUUAGGGCCAACAACUCAGAGCUCAGCUUCCUCAUUCUGCUGUCACUCAAACUGUGCUUCUUGUGCUCAUUACUUUUCAUUGGUCAGCCAAGGCUGUGGACUUGUCAGUGGAGGCAUGCAGUAUUUGGGAUCAGCUUUGUUCUAUGCGUCUCAUGUAUCCUGGUGAAGACCAUGGUAGUUCUGGCGGUAUUCAAGGCCUCCAAACCAGGAGGUGGCGGUAGUCUAAAGUGGUUUGGGGCAAUGCAACAGAGGGGGACAAUUGUAUUUCUGACCUUAAUCCAAGCAGCAAUUUGUACAACCUGGCUUGUGUCUUCCUCACCUAUUCCUCAUAAAAACACCCAAUAUCAUAGUGACAAGAUAAUUGUUGAGUGUCUUGUAGGGUCCACAAUUGGAUUCGGAUUAUUGCUAGGAUAUAUUGGCUUACUGGCUAUUCUCAGCUUCUUGCUUGCAUUCUUGGCACGGAAUCUACCAGAUAACUUCAAUGAGGCCAAGUUUAUCACCUUCAGCAUGCUUGUCUUCUGUGCUGUUUGGAUAGCCUUUAUCCCAGCCUAUAUUAACUCCCCUGGAAAAUAUGCAGAUGCUGUAGAGGUAUUUGCCAUUCUCGCUUCUAGUUUUGGGCUGUUGGCGGCACUGUUUUGUCCUAAGUGUUAUAUCAUUUUGCUUAAACCUGAGAAAAAUACCAAAAAAGCAAUUAUGGGUAGAGGUAAAAACUAA
Messenger RNA from Gadus morhua (Atlantic cod), 2604 nucleotides. Its product is annotated as extracellular calcium-sensing receptor-like. The transcript is spliced from 9 exons. Gene Ontology annotation, molecular function: G protein-coupled receptor activity. NCBI's taxonomy places the organism in Eukaryota, Metazoa, Chordata, Actinopteri, Gadiformes, Gadidae. Gene Ontology annotation, cellular component: plasma membrane. Gene Ontology annotation, biological process: G protein-coupled receptor signaling pathway. The record is from RefSeq and is a predicted model, not a curated record. The coding region runs from base 40 to 2604 and encodes 854 amino acids.